AGAGAGAGAGAGAGAGAGAGAGAUGACCAGUAAGGAUGCAGAGUUACUACUUUGUAAGAUGCAGUUUAACUUCUCGAACUUGCUUACAGAUUUGCGAGGAUUAGAUUUGCAAACCGGUUUAUUUACCUUCCGCCAAAUUAAAGCUGCCACAAACAACUUCGAUGUAGAAAACAAGAUUGGGGAAGGUGGUUUUGGAUCUGUCUAUAAGGGUGUAUUGUUAGAUGGUACUGUAAUUGCUGUUAAGCAACUUUCUUCCAAAUCAAGGCAAGGAAAUCGUGAGUUUGUAAAUGAAAUAGGCAUGGUUUCUGGCUUAGGGCACCCAAAUCUUGUGAGAUUGUAUGGAUGUUGUAUCGAAGGAAAUCAAUUACUAUUGGUAUAUGAAUACAUGGAGAACAACAGCCUUGCCCGUGUGUUGUUUGGUCCAGAGCACUUGCAAAUUGAACUAGAAUGGCCUACAAGGCAAAGAAUUUGUAUUGGCAUAGCUAGGGGACUGGCUUUCCUGCACGAGGAAUCAACACUGAAAAUUGUUCAUAGAGACAUUAAGGCUACCAAUGUUCUACUUGAUAGAGACCUCAACCCAAAGAUCUCUGACUUUGGUCUAGCGAAACUCGAUGAAGAGGAGAACACUCACAUCAGCACCAGAGUCGCCGGAACUAUAGGAUACAUGGCACCAGAGUAUGCACUAUGGGGUUACUUGACCUACAAAGCAGAUGUGUAUAGUUUUGGGGUUGUUGCAUUGGAAAUUGUUGCUGGAAUGAACAACAUGAAAUAUCGUCCUGAUGGGAAUUAUGUUUGUCUACUUGACUGGGCUCUUGUUUUGCAACGUAAAGGAAGUUUGAUGGAGCUAAUAGAUCCAAGGUUGGGUUCUAACUUCAACAAGGAAGAGGCAAUGAGAAUGAUUAAAACAGCUCUAUUGUGCACUAAUCCGUCACCGGCACUUAGGCCUAACAUGUCUGCCGUAGUGAGCAUGCUUGAAGGUCAUGUUACUGUUCAGGAACUAAACAUGGAUCCAAGUAUUUAUGACGAUGAAUUGAAGUUCCAAGCCCUCAGAGACAAGUAUGAAGAGUUGGAACUCCGAAACUCCAGUGAAACUGAGAUCCUUAACCCUUCAUCACACAAAAUACACGGUGGUUCUUCCUCCACCACCACCCAAGAUCUCUACCCAAUUAGUCUUGGUUCUUCAUAUUGAGGAGGGAGAAUUAUGCUUUGAUGGUCCAUAAAUAGAUUGCUUGUUGAGCUAUUUUUUAAGUUUUUGUCCUAAGGAAGCCGAAAUAUGCAUUUUUUCUUUUUCCAUUAAGAAUCAUGACCAUGGUGCAAUUGAAAUCAAGAGCACAGUGACAGUUGGAUGAUCAAGAAUUUAUUAGUGUAAUGGCUAAAAAGGAUUACAUGAAAUGAUAAAUGACAGUUAUUCUUGUCUUGCUUCAGAAACUAUGCUUAAUUUGUA
Ilex paraguariensis (yerba mate) is the source of this 1444-nucleotide messenger RNA. Lineage: Eukaryota; Viridiplantae; Streptophyta; Magnoliopsida; Aquifoliales; Aquifoliaceae. The record is from the annotation of a GenBank genome assembly.